AUGAUAAUGAUGAAACUGAUGCUGAUAGCGCUUGGGGCGUACCCUCUCUAUCAAGAUGAAUUGGCCGCUUUUGUCUGCAAUACCAACCAGCCAGGAUGUUCAAGCAUGUGCUUCGAUGCUUUUACAGCCGUCUCUCAAGUUCGUUUCUGGUUGUUUGAGUUUUUGUCUGUCCUGCUCCCUUUUUCAGUGUUUAUCAUCUGCAUCUUGCACAAUGUGGUCAACGAAGUUGUGGACGUCUAUGCUCUCCCUUGCACUUAUUGCAAACAGAUCAAAGCAUCCAUUGGCCUCAGAGUUACCGAAGCAACCUUCAGCGACCCAACAAAAAGCAAAGUCACUUGCGGGGCGCAUGAAUUGGCCAUCCCUGAUUUUUCACGGGCAUAUUUUGUUCAACUGGUCAUGAGAAUAAUAAUAGAAAUUGGUUUUGCAAUUAGUAGCUACCAUUUGUUUGGCUUCUUUGUUGAGAAAUUCUAUAAUUGUACUGAAGAAAUUUGUCCAAGCAAUAUAACCUGCUUUGUCCCUAGAACAACUGAAAAAUCUGCCAUGAUGAUUUUACUGUGGGCUGUCAGUACUUUCUCCAUAUUUCUUGGCAUUCUUGAUCUGAUUAUGGUUGUAAAAGAUUUUAGAGAUAAGCUGUUUGUAACUAGCAAGGCAAAGAUAUGCAGAACUCGCCAAAGAGGGGGAGGAAGCAGAGAUUUGUUCAACUUUGAUGACACUGAGGAUCCUACAAGUAUCCCCAUGACAAGAUACAGAAAGGAACGGCAUUGUGAAAAGGAGUUUGAAUUUUAA
Messenger RNA from Pantherophis guttatus, 786 nucleotides. RefSeq names its product gap junction delta-4 protein-like. Gene Ontology annotation, molecular function: gap junction channel activity. The record is from RefSeq and is a predicted model, not a curated record. Gene Ontology annotation, cellular component: connexin complex. Lineage: Eukaryota; Metazoa; Chordata; Lepidosauria; Squamata; Colubridae. Gene Ontology annotation, biological process: cell-cell signaling.